ACCAAAAUGUGUCAUAGUGUUUGAUAAAAGUUACUCUUAUCGAUAAAAUGUUACUUUAUAUUGAACAACAUGAAUAUUCAUAACUGAAGACCCAAUCUCAUAUCAAAGUUCGCUCUUGGCUCGAAUCUUUCUCAGGUGACUAAUUUCUCGAAAUCGAAUCGUUUAGUUAGUUUAUCUAUCCGAUCACGGUGUAAGCCACAUAUGGUACUGUACUAUACAUAUGUAUUAGAAUAAAACAACCAGUUUAUGUGACAAAACACAAGUAUUUAAUUAUGGGGGAUGAGAAAUUCCACCAAGCUGCAAGAGAUGGUUAUUUGGACUUACUUCGUAGUGCCACAAAAAGGGAAUUAAAUAGCACGGACGAGGAUGGAAUGACCGCUACAUUGUGGGCUGCAUAUUCUGGAAACUUGGACGCACUAAGACAAAUUAUUGGUAGAGGUGGUGACCAUAACAAGGCCGAUUUAACAGGAUUUACUCCACUGCAUCACGCCUGCAAAAAUGGACAUGAAAAUGUUGUUCACUACUUGGUAAAUUUUGGAUGUAAUAUUUGGGCUCUUGAUAACGAGUACCACACGGCUUUAGACAUUGCAAAUCUUUAUGACAGAAGUGAUAUUGCGCAGUUUUUGGAUAGUACACAUUCAAAGCAAGAAUCUAAAAAUCCUAAAGUCGUUCAGAGUUUAAAGGAAAAGGCGACGCGCGAUGCGGAAAACAAUGUGAAAAGGUACGAAAGAUUGCAAAAAGAGGUAGACCGAUAUGUAAAAAAACAGGAAAAACAUCGUGAGGAAAGAGAGAAUAAUGACUUCAAAGCUCCAACGAAAGGAGGUUUCUUUAAAACACUGACUAUAAAACUUAAAGGAAGCCAACGAUUAGCCAAUAAUAAAAAGUUUCAACAACAUUCAUCAUCGUCCAACUUUUCCGAUUUGGCUAUCGGAACGGGUAAAAGGGGUGUCGCGAAAAAAAUUGCGAUGAGACAAAUGAGUCAAGAAGGAGGAGGAACUUAUGAUCCAAAAGAAGUAGGUACCAGUGGUAGGAGAACAUUAAGGUCAUUGGCACCUGGGUCAAUGUUAGUUCAAGCCGGAUCAGCAUCAGAUGUCAUGUAUUUGACCAAUCGUGAAAGUGAUACACAAGGAAUACGACCAGCUCUGAAUAAUGUUUUUACAGGAAUGCCAAGUUCGAAGAAUAAAUGGAAAAGUGAUUCUGAUUUACUUGACAGUGGAAUCGAUGAUGUUGAUGAAGAAGAAGAAAAGCCAGGCAUAUUCAAUCGUCCAAUGUUGGGGAAAAUUUCAUUUUUAAAAAGUCAUACCGGAAUGUCUGGAACAUUUACAGGAAUGACAAAUGGUCAUCGGUCUGCGUCUGCAGACGACCUUGAUGGUAUUGAAACUGUUGUAAAUGGCUACCAAAAUGGCGACGACCACUCAAGCAGCGGAAGUGAAGACAUGCAAUUUGCAUCACAUACACAGAUGAAAGAUGUUCCAUGGGAGGCUGACGAAGUUAUCGAUGACGACGACGAUGCGACACCGCUCGUCCGAUUCCUCGAAACAUGCGAAUUAAGUGGCUAUUUACAUAUGUUUACAAAACAAGAUAUUGAUUUGAGUAAUCUGUCUCUACUCACAGAUGGCGACCUUUUAGAUCUAGGAUUACCAAUGGGUCCUCGUCGUGCUAUACAACAUGCACUGAAACAACGACAAAAUGUUUUAUCGCAACCUCGACCAAUUGUUGACAGCUUUUUGUAGCUUUUUGUAGACGGAAUUUAAAGUGAUUGUUUUUUAACUUGCCAAAAACUUAGACUUUAACCAGCAUUUUUAUUAACUCUGUGCAUUGAUUCGGACAUGAAUGUUGGGUUGAUGGUUAAUUUGUGUAAAUGGUGGUUAGCUAUUGAGAAAAUUAUAUAUCUUUAAACUACAAGUUUUUUUGAAAUAAUUGAUCUAAUAUUUAAAAGACAGUAAAUUAGAAACAAUGAAGAGUAUUGUCUCAAAACUGUAGAAGUGAACUUCUUCAACAUAAUGUACUAUCCUAGCCUAACAGUCAGACUGUAGACCAGUCUAGUCUGUAUAGUUAUCCAUGUGUAAGAUGCUCAUUAUUGUUAAUAAAUUCAAUCUUUUAAUAAAAAUGUUUAAAUUCCCGG
Mytilus trossulus (common blue mussel) is the source of this 2125-nucleotide messenger RNA. RefSeq names its product pre-mRNA splicing regulator USH1G-like. The transcript is spliced from 2 exons. Gene Ontology annotation, cellular component: nucleus. The record is from RefSeq and is a predicted model, not a curated record. Gene Ontology annotation, molecular function: protein binding. Bases 273 to 1733 code for a protein of 486 amino acids. Lineage: Eukaryota; Metazoa; Mollusca; Bivalvia; Mytilida; Mytilidae.